ACAUCAUAAGUAUGUUUAGAAAAUAAAGUUGAAAGAGAGUGAAGGAAAGGAUCCAAAUGCAUAUGAUAUGAGAGGAAGAGUGUGCAGAAUUGUUAGCAUUUUAUAGAGAAAUGAAGAGUGGUGGUGGCUGACCCUGGCCCCCAUCUUCCCUGAAAAUGAAAUUUCAAGAGUUUGAAUGGAUUCAGUCAGACCAUCUCCGGCUCCGAACAGGAGCAGAAUAGCCAAAACGUUUCAGAGAGUAAUUCACCUGAAAACAGCCACGAAAUCUCGUUCAAGCCCUGGAUUUUGCCUUCCCAUUGCCCAAGAGAAACAGAGAUGCUGCGAGUCUCGGCAGUUUGAGAGAGAAAAUGCAGAAGAAGCUAUGGAGGAGUACAAAAUCAGAGCAGCCCUGGAAGCCUUUGUUGCGAAGCUUUUUGCCAGCGUUUCAGCUGUCAAAGCAGCGUAUGCGGAGCUGCAAGUGGCUCAAUUCCCUUACAACGAGGAGGCCGUACAAUCCGCAGAUCAAGCUGUUGUUGACGAACUGAAAGGGCUUUCGGAGCUUAAACGCAGAUUCUUGAAAAAUCAGAUUGAUUCUUCCCCACCCCAUGUGACAUUAAUGCUGGCGGAAAUUCAAGAACAGCAGUCCCUGAUGAAGACUUAUGAGAUCACCAUGAAGAAAAUGCAGGGCGAAAUAGAGAACAGGGAGUCCCGGAUCUCUUCCCUUCAACAACAGUUGAAAGACAUUAUUCAAAACAACAAGACCCUGGAGAAAAAGCUGAACGCCAGCGGAUCUUUCUCAGUUCUUGACAAUGUCAAGUUCUCUGACUCGAACCCCAAAGAUUUCAUCCUGGUAUUGCACUACGCGUUGAGAUCUGUCCGAAACUUUGUCAAGUUCUUGAUUCGAGAAAUGGAGUCUGCCAAUUGGGAUACUGAGGCCGCAGCAAAUGCAAUACAUCCUGACAUCAGAUUCAUCAACAGGGAUCAUAAAGCUUUCGCUUUUGAAUCAUUUGUGUGCAGAGAAAUUUUCGCUGGAUUCAAUGAUCCAAACUUUUCCGUUCAAACCAAUGAACAAUCUCUGCCCAAAGAAAAUCAUCAGCGCCGGAUUUUCUUCUUCGAGCAGUUCAAGAAGUUGAGGUCAGUGAACCUAAAUCAUUUCCUAAAGCAGAAUCCGAAUUCUUUGUUUGGGAAGUUCUUGAAAUCAAAGUACCUUCAUUUUGUGCACCCAAAGAUGGAAUUCUCGUUCUCCGGGAAUUUGAACCAAAGAAAAAUGGUAAAUUCCGGGGAAUACCCGGAAACUGAGUUCUUUAAGUCGUUUGCUGAGAUGGGAAGGAGCGUUUGGCUUUUACAUUGUUUCGCAUUUUCAUUUAAUCACGAAGUUGGAAUAUUUCAAGUAAAGCAAAAUUCCAGAUUUUCUGAAGUGUACAUGCAAAGCGUCACGGAAGACAUUUUCGCCACUGCGGCGACCGGGGAUCUUCGGGUGGCGUUCACAGUGGUUCCGGGGUUUAAGCUUAACCAAACGGUGUUCCAGAGCCAGGUCUAUUUAUUUCCGGCAACAAAAAGUUAAUUUGGCAUAUGGGUCUAGAUACCAUGCGCCACCUGAGGCUCCUCUCUCAACUUGUGGGAGAGGGCUGACAAUCUUGGAACAGGAUCACGCUUCAAAUUGUGAGCAAGAAGCCGAUACCCGUAAAUCCCUGUUUUUCAUUCAAAACUUGGAUGAAAACGGUGGCAGACAGGAUCCUUUAGAAGGGGUAAAUUAAAAUUGCAAUUCCUGGACGGUGGCGGAAAGUGGGGAACGGCGGCGGCGCGUGAAAUGUAACAUUAUGUGGUCUCAUAAUAUGUGACACAAAGAACAGGCCAGGUUCAGCACAAAGCGACAUUCGGACCCACAGCAUAAUAUGAACUGGAUUUUAGCGUAUUGGGAGGCGCGAAGCGGCCGCUGGACAAACGCAGACUAGUUGCAGUUGGACAUUUUCUUCUCUUGUGGGGUUGAAAGGAGAAUAAUAUUUGCAGUUUGGUCCCUCAAUUUUUGUUUUCUUCUUAGUGUGUUUAUUACUAAAGAAAGACGGAUCAAACCCCUCAAGUUGUAUGAAAAAACAAUUAAUUUAGGCAUGUAAUUAUUUAUUGGCCUCGAUGAAACCGUAUGAUUAUGUCUUCCCUUCUA
Sesamum indicum (sesame) is the source of this 2140-nucleotide messenger RNA. RefSeq names its product protein GRAVITROPIC IN THE LIGHT 1. The record is from RefSeq and is a predicted model, not a curated record. Gene Ontology annotation, biological process: negative gravitropism; response to red or far red light. NCBI's taxonomy places the organism in Eukaryota, Viridiplantae, Streptophyta, Magnoliopsida, Lamiales, Pedaliaceae.